GGCUCAAAUAAAUGUAAUGAAAAGAGAUAAAUUACUUCAGUCUAAUUUAAUUAGUACUAAAUCUUAUUUUGAGGAAGAAGAAAGCAGUGAAGUUAAUGAUGGUGUUAGUACAGAUUCAGAAUGA
Messenger RNA from Racocetra fulgida, 124 nucleotides. The record is from the annotation of a GenBank genome assembly. Lineage: Eukaryota; Fungi; Glomeromycota; Glomeromycetes; Diversisporales; Gigasporaceae.